This is a messenger RNA of Hemicordylus capensis (graceful crag lizard), 1677 nucleotides long. RefSeq names its product keratin, type I cytoskeletal 14-like. Gene Ontology annotation, cellular component: keratin filament. Bases 53 to 1459 code for a protein of 468 amino acids. The transcript has 8 exons. Gene Ontology annotation, molecular function: structural molecule activity. Lineage: Eukaryota; Metazoa; Chordata; Lepidosauria; Squamata; Cordylidae. The record is from RefSeq and is a predicted model, not a curated record.
UUGCAGGAUCUAGUGGGGAAACCUCUCUUGGGCAUCGCAGUUUCCUAGCAUCAUGGCCACCACUAUCAGGCAAUAUACCUCCUCCUCUUCCAUGAGGGGGCCUGUGGGUUUCAGUGGGGGCUCUUCGCGGUUUUCCUCCUCCCAUCUUGGAGGGGGCUACAGAGCACCCAGCAUCCACGGUGGAGCCGGUGGCCUCUCUGUCUCUUCCACUCGCUAUGUCUCUGGAGUAGGCAGUGCCCUUGGUGGUGGCUAUGGGGGCAGCUACUGCAGCAGUGUGGGCGGUGGCUUUGGUGGUGGCUUUGGUGGUGGCAUUGGUGGUGGCUAUGGUGGAGGCUUUGGAGGAGGCUUUGUUGCCGGCGGUGAAGGGAUCUUGGGUGGGGGUGAAAAGGAGACCAUGCAGAACCUGAAUGACCGUCUGGCGAACUACCUGGAUAAGGUGCGGGAGCUGGAGGAAGCCAACUCGGAGCUGGAGAUUAAGAUCAAGGAGUGGCACAAGAAGCAAGGACCUGGCCCAGACCGUGACUACAGCCAUUAUUUCAGGACCAUUGAAGAGCUGCGGAGCAAGAUACUAGGGACCACCAUUGACAAUGCUAGCAUUGUCCUGCAGAUUGACAAUGCUCGUCUGGCUGCCGAUGACUUCAGAACCAAAUAUGAGAAUGAGCUGGCUCUGCGCAUGAAUGUUGAGGCUGACAUCAAUGGGCUACGCAGAGUCUUAGAUGAGCUGACCUUGUCAAGGGCAGAUCUAGAAAUGCAGAUUGAGAACCUGAAGGAGGAACUGGCUUAUCUCAAGAAGAACCAUGAGGAGGAAAUGAGUGUUCUCCGAAGCCAGCUGGGCGGAGAAAUCACAGUGGAAAUGGAUGCUGCUCCAGGUGUGGACCUGACCAAGAUCCUGUCGGAGAUGCGUGAGCAGUAUGAAUGCUUGGCAGAGAAGAAUCGCAAAGAGGCUGAGCAGUGGUUCUUCAGCAAGACUGAAGAGCUGAACCGUGAGGUUGUCACCAAUACCGAACAGCUGCAGAGUAGCAAGACAGAGAUCACAGAACUGAGACGCAGCAUCCAAGGCUUGGAGAUUGAGUUGCAGGCUCAACUCAGCAUGAAAGCAGCAUUGGAGAGCACCUUGGCAGAGACAGAAGCCCGCUAUGGCACCCAGCUCGCCCAGAUCCAGGUUAUGAUCACCAGUGUGGAGGAGCAGCUGGCCGAGCUGAGGUGUGACAUGGAGCGCCAGAACCAUGAAUACAAGAUCCUCCUAGACGUCAAGACCCGCCUGGAACAGGAGAUCGCCACCUACCGUCGCCUGCUGGAGGGAGAAGAAGCCCACAUCAGUUCCCAGUACAAUGCAGCUGUGUCACAAUCUGGAAGAGACGUGACAAAAACUUCACGCCAGGUCCGCAUGAUCGUUGAGGAGGUUGAAGACGGGAAGGUGGUCUCUUCUCGUGAGCAGGUCAAGCAAUCUACCUACUAAAAAAGAAUUCAUGGUCCUAAAUGCCCCCUGGCUGGAGUGCUGUGGAUACAGUUGGGAGAACUUAUCACAGCGAUAUCUCCAUGCAUUCUGUAGUGUGUAUUCUGUGUGUGCAUGACGCUUCCACAGAAGAAGCAGAGCCACACUGCCUUGUGGCCUUUUGAGUCAACUGCCCUGCCUGUAAGCAACUAAUAAAGCAUUGUUUCCUCACUCACACAAAA